Episyrphus balteatus (marmalade hoverfly) is the source of this 937-nucleotide messenger RNA. Its product is annotated as protein OPI10 homolog. The record is from RefSeq and is a predicted model, not a curated record. NCBI's taxonomy places the organism in Eukaryota, Metazoa, Arthropoda, Insecta, Diptera, Syrphidae. Gene Ontology annotation, molecular function: Hsp70 protein binding; nuclear import signal receptor activity. Gene Ontology annotation, biological process: protein import into nucleus. The transcript has 3 exons. Gene Ontology annotation, cellular component: cytosol; nucleus. Bases 155 to 742 code for a protein of 195 amino acids.
CGCCAUAAAUAGCAAAAAAAAAAAAAAAAAGCCGAGAAUCAUAAAAUUUUGGAUUGUUCUGGAUGAUUUGAAAAAUUAUUUGUUUAUUUCUCUAAACUUCUCAUAUUUUAGUUACUUAUUAAGCAUUGUUUAAAUUCCACAAAUUAUAAUCAUCAUGUUUGGUUUAAUCAUAUCCGGAAGACUGCCUCAGACUGAUUUUGUUAGGGUCGAUGAAAACAAAUUGUUGAUCAAUGUUCCUGAAGUCGAUAAAGUCAAUUACAUUGUUAUUUUCCUAACCGGUUCGGCUCCACUUCCCGAUGGUACAUCUGCAGCUGUCUACUUUAGCUGGCCUGACGCCAGUUCGGCACCAACUUGGCAGUAUUUAGGUCAUAUAUCCAACAGUAAGCCGUCAGCAAUUUUCAAGAUCUCACAAUUAAAAAAGGGCCAUGAAAUUGAACAAAAUACAAUGGUCUUUGGCAGCCAAGCCAUAUCGCAUAUAGCACAAAUUGGAAUAUCCGUGGAACCGGAUAUUGCAGUGUGUCAACUUACUCCUGCAAUUACAAAUGCCAACAACACCCUGCUGUUUGGACAGAAAAUGUUGGAAAGCUUUUUCAACUAUGCAUCAAGCUUUUGCAUUACCCCACAACAGAUUCCGAAUAUGGUUGGAGACGCCACUGCAUUGGUACCGUUGUCAACUUUGCAAACUUGGUACACAAACUUCCAGAGAAGACUCGAACAGAAUCCCAACUUUUGGAAGUAUUAGUAGCGCACUGAAUUUAGUAGACUCAUAAAAUAAACAUGUUAGCCAGAAUGUUAAUUUUAAACUUGUUUUGUAAAUAAGAUAAGUUAACUAAAAAAAAAUCAACAUUCUCGUAGAAAUGCACGCGGGUUCUUAUUUGUAAAUUUUUACUUUUUGUGUAUGUUUGAUAAAAUAAAAGCCAAGUGUUUUUUUUAGUUA